Tricharina praecox is the source of this 1503-nucleotide messenger RNA. RefSeq names its product GPI mannosyltransferase 2. Lineage: Eukaryota; Fungi; Ascomycota; Pezizomycetes; Pezizales; Pyronemataceae. Gene Ontology annotation, cellular component: mannosyltransferase complex; endoplasmic reticulum membrane. Gene Ontology annotation, biological process: GPI anchor biosynthetic process. Gene Ontology annotation, molecular function: alpha-1,6-mannosyltransferase activity; GPI mannosyltransferase activity. The transcript has 3 exons. The record is from RefSeq and is a predicted model, not a curated record. The coding region runs from base 34 to 1383 and encodes 449 amino acids.
CUUCCCUUUCCUGUGGUUAGAGAACUUCGCUGGAUGUGUAUUCUCCGCAACAAGGAGAAGCUCAGUAUGCUCUCUCCCGACCUGAUCCAGCGGCGGCCUUACUCUACUCUGCUUGUCGUGUUUGCUUGCUGGAAGCUCAUUCUCGGCCUGAUUGCCUUCACAACCCCUUCGCCAGCCUACGACACGUCCACAUCGCUGCUAUUACUCCAAUCGAAUCACGACAACGCUUCGACGUUCGGCGUCCGGUUUUUGAAAACUAUUUGCGGUAGCUUAACCAGAUGGGAUGCUAUAUUCUUCGCGAAGAUUGCAGAACCUGGCAGAGGGUACUGGAAUGAGCAGGAGUGGGCUUUUGGAUGGGGAUACACUCGGGUGAUUGCUGCUACUCGCAGAGUGCUCUGCUCUUUUCUUCCCCUCGAUCAGCUUGCGCAUCCGUAUCCCGAGAUAAUCAGCGCCGUGCUACUCUCGAACGCAUGCCAUAUUGCUUCGGUAUUUGUCCUCUACAAGUUGGCAUUCUUAUUCAGCAAAUCCCCGCAGCGCGCACACGUACUUGCCUGGGUUACUUCGGUCCUUCAUAUCCUAUCACCUGCAGGAUUGUUUUUGUCGGCCCCGUACAGCGAGAGUCUUUUCUCGUUGCUGUCUUUUACCGGUGCCUAUCUCUAUGCGUUGUCAAUGAAGGCUGUGGGCUCGCAACAGCACAUGCGCGGCAACUCGCUCACUCUCUGCAGUGCCAUCGUGUUUGCCGCAGCUUCCACAGUGAGGAGCAACGGCCUACUAAACGGCAUACUGUUCCUAUUCGACUUUGUACCCGCGCUUCUCAGCUUCGACUUGGUUCGUGUCGUGGUUUUGGGCGUCGGUGGAGUGUUGGUGGGUGCGGGAGUGGCACUUCCUCAGUACAUCGCAUGGGGAGAGUACUGUAUUUCCACACCGCCACUCAGACCGUGGUGCACGAAGCUCGUCCCCAGCAUAUACACCUAUGUCCAAGAUGUCUACUGGAAUGUAGGCCUCUUCAGAUAUUGGACACUUUCCAAUCUUCCUCUGUUCGUCCUUGCAGCGCCCACGCUGCUUAUACUUUUUGCCUCGGGGAACUGGGUUUUACGUCAAAGUAAGCGCAACACAGACAUAGUGUUUCGGCUUGCUAUCUCUCAGCUCAUUCUUGCCGGAAUGGCGAUUUUCUCCUACCACGUGCAGGUCAUCACCAGACUCAGCAGCGGUAGUGCAGUGUGGUACUGGUGGGUCGCAGUCAAGUUCAUUGGCGAGGGUGACACCAUGAUGCGAAGUUCACGAUCGACGGAGUAUCGCACACUGGGGUGGAUCCUGCGGUGGAUGGUCAUGUACGGACUCAUCCAGGGCGUGCUAUUUGCGGCGUUCCUGCCCCCCGCGUAGUACUGUACUGCCGCACUUUGUGGCGGUUUGAUAGAUAGACAAGUACGCAUCUACAUAUGUAUCUAUAUCAGCAUUCAUCAAGCCGAAACAGAGCACAGCUACGCGUGCCAUAACUACAUG